This is a messenger RNA of Styela clava, 546 nucleotides long. Lineage: Eukaryota; Metazoa; Chordata; Ascidiacea; Stolidobranchia; Styelidae. The record is from RefSeq and is a predicted model, not a curated record.
AUGGAAAAAUUUGAACACUAUGUGUAUGGAAGGAAUGCACGAGUUGACUCCAAUCACAAACCACUCGAAACUAUUACUAAAAAGCCAUUAGUAGAUGCACCAAAACGACUACAAAGAAUGCUUCUUCAAUUACAAAAAUAUGACUUUGUGGUAAAUUACAAAAAAGGUGCAAAUAUGUUCAUUGCCGAUACUCUGAGCCGAGCAUAUAUUAAUAAAAGUACUGACACGAUUGGUAAAAGUGAUGUAUUUCAUCUGUCACUGGCUAAUGAAAUUGAAGAAAUUGAUAUGUUGAAAGAUAUUUCAGUGUUGGACAAAACAAUGCAUGUUUUACAAAAAUCUACAGAGAAAGAUUCGACAAUGCGAACUCUUAGAGCCAUCAUUGAAGAUGGAUGGCCGAUUACCAAGAAACAGCUUCCACGGUCCAUGCAAGAAUAUUUCAAUUUUAGAGAAGACCUUACUGUUCAAAAUGGGCUAAUUUUGAAAGGAUGUCGCAUUGUGGUACCAGAAUCUGCCAAACAAUAUAUUCUGCAGCCAGCGCCGGAUUAA